AUGGCCACCGUUAAUAUCCGACGAGAUGUCGAGGACAAGUUCUACCGUUACAAGAUGCCCCUUCUCCAGAUCAAGAUUGAGGGCCGAGGAAACGGUAUCAAGACUGUCAUUCCCAACAUGGAAGACAUUGCCCGCGCUUUGAACCGUCCCCCCAACUACCCCACCAAGUUCUUCGGUUUCGAGCUCGGUGCCCAGACUACCAUGGCCAACGACCGCUACAUCGUCAACGGUGCGCACACUGCCGACCGUCUUCGAGAGCUCCUCGACUCGUUCAUCGUCAAGUACGUUCUCUGCCCCUCGUGCAAGAACCCCGAGACCGAGAUCUUUGUCACUGGCAAGUCUGGCCACGAGUCGAUGCACCGAGACUGCAAGGCCUGUGGUGCCCAGACUCCCAUGGAGAUGCGCCACAAGUUGUCCGCCUUCAUCGUCAAGAACCCUCCCAAGAAGAGCGGCAAGAAGGGCAAGAAGGCCGGUAUGACUGCUCAAGCCAACGUUGGUGGUCCCAUGGUCUUUGACAAGGCUGCCGAAGAGGACGGAAGCGACGACGAAGCUGGCUCGCCUGACGGCAAUGGCGUCCCUACCAAGGGCACCGAGAUCGACGCUGUUCUCGGCCGUGCCGAUCCCAUCCUCGACAACCCCGACACUGCCGAGGAAGUGUCCAAGAAGCUCAACAAGCUCGACGUCGAUGACGACGAGGACGAAGACGCCGACUCUCCUUACUCUCAGCUUGGCGCCUGGCUCGAGGAGAACAAGACUGCCGACGAUGCUGCCAUCAUUGGUCAGAUCAAGGAGCUUGAGAUCAUUGGCAAGCACAAGGUCUUGGUGGAGAUUGGUCACCACCUCUUUACCGAUGAUGUCGGUACUGAAGUUGGCAAGCGUGAGCAGCUUCUCCAAGCUCUUGUAACCUCCGAGAAGCACCAGAAGUCCCUCCUUGGUGGCCUCGAGCGUCUCAUCGGCAACUCUCCCAACCUCGACUCUCUCCUCGCGGCUGGUGUCACCUCCAAGGUCCUCAUGGCGCUUUACCAAUCCGACAUCUUGGAUGAAGAGGUCGUCAAGUCCUGGGGCACCCAUGUCAGCAAGAAGUAUGUUGACAAGGAGAAAAGCAAAAAGGUCCGAAAGAAUGCGGACGCUUUCCUCAAGUGGCUAGACGAGGCUGAGGAGUCCGACAGUGACGAGGAGUAG
Messenger RNA from Cryptococcus wingfieldii CBS 7118, 1182 nucleotides. RefSeq names its product translation initiation factor 5. The record is from RefSeq and is a predicted model, not a curated record. The transcript has 4 exons. Lineage: Eukaryota; Fungi; Basidiomycota; Tremellomycetes; Tremellales; Cryptococcaceae. Gene Ontology annotation, cellular component: cytosol. Gene Ontology annotation, molecular function: eukaryotic initiation factor eIF2 binding; GDP-dissociation inhibitor activity; translation initiation factor activity. Bases 1 to 1182 code for a protein of 393 amino acids. Gene Ontology annotation, biological process: formation of cytoplasmic translation initiation complex; translational initiation; formation of translation preinitiation complex.